CUCUCACGAACUGUUAGGACGCGACAUCUUGCUUUACUUGUUAGGGACAUCUCAGGGCCUCUAAUCUUGUCAACGAAAUUUUCAAAAAAUGCCUUCUGCAUCGACGUCAGCGUCGGCCUCAAAACCUUCGAAGUCUGCGAAGUCUACAAAGUCUACAAAACCCACCACCGAGUCCACUUCCACCUCAUCGAAACCGGCCAAAUCCAGUUCUAAGUCGAAAGCCAAGUCAAAGGCUACAGUUACCGAAACCUCUGAUGAUGUACCAGUCGAAGCUCGUAAUGAAGGUGUUGAGCCUACCUGGGAGUACAAACCACCUGCGAAGUUUGCAUCCGUUCACGACGCGAAGGGGCUGGAGUUCGAGUUCGGGGACUUCGAUUGGGAUAGCGUGAAAAAGGACGAGGAGGUCGAAGUGUGGCUUGUAAGAGUGCCAGAGUCGGUAAAACCAAAACAUCUCAAAGGUGUCCACCUCACCCUGCCAAAACCCUCUACUACUACUACUACUACUACCACCACCGCCACACCACCCAAACCGUCACCUUCCUCCUCGUUCUCCAGUGGCCUCGACUCUAGCUCCGACUCCGACUCCUCUGCCAAACCCUCAAAAUCGAAGUCAAAAACCUCUAAAAACACAAAUUCUACCUCGAACGUCGAGUCGGGUCCUACCAAAAUCGGUUCGCUCGAUCGGAAAGACAGAACAUACGACAUAUGGUCUUUACCCGCCGUUUCACCGCGAGAGGCGAACGCCCAAAAUAAACGAAGUGGUGAUGAAGACGGCGAGGAUGGCGAGGACAAGAGUGGUGCGACGAUGAUUGAGGGAGAGGAGCUGAGGACUCUGAAUGUUCUGUUGCCAAAAGCGAAGAAGGGCGGGAAGUUGUACCUCGCGCCAAAACCAAUAGCACGCCAUAUCGUCUUCUCCGCACCACCCGCUCUACCCGUCUCCACCCCCAAAACUGAAGCCUCACCAGCUGCGCUAUAUCAGAACCCGCCGCGUCACGCCUAUCCGCCCGAACUCCUCAAACAUCGCUUUAGGCCUUAUGGAGUGCGAGGGCAUGCGGAAGGUGAGGGUGGGGGCAAUAUUGCGGCGAUGGAUGUUGAUCGGGAAGUUGGUGAGGAGGAGGAAGGAGCGGAGAAGGCGGGGAGGGAGAAGGAGAAAGGGAAGAAGAGGAAGGCGGAGACUUCGCCUAAGAAGAGUAAGAAGGUGAAGACGCAGUGAUUCGAUUUGGAGCUUAGGUCUUGGAGUCGGGUUCUCACAGACUGGGUUGUGUACCGUUUGCCCUUCGUUCUAUAUCAGCUGGCAGCAAGCCUAACCCUCUACGGGCGUGAAUAGGUGAACUGAAAAAGUAAAGGUCUCAUCUUCUGAUUCGCCAUUGCGUGUGCGAAGGUAUACGAG
Messenger RNA from Stereum hirsutum FP-91666 SS1, 1390 nucleotides. RefSeq lists its product as uncharacterized. NCBI's taxonomy places the organism in Eukaryota, Fungi, Basidiomycota, Agaricomycetes, Russulales, Stereaceae. Gene Ontology annotation, biological process: transcription by RNA polymerase I. The transcript has 3 exons. The record is from RefSeq and is a predicted model, not a curated record. The coding region runs from base 89 to 1213 and encodes 374 amino acids.